AUGGUGAUGGAUAAGAGUUGGAUUCAACUAGCCACUAGGGGGAAGCCAGAAUAUAUUAAGGGUGUGAAAGAAUUCAUUGAUUUUGCUGCUGCCCACAUGAAGCCAGGGUCCAACCUAAUCCAAUGUCCGUGUUUAAAUUGUAACAAUUUUCGUUCUAGACCUCUAGGCGAAGUUGAAGAUCAUUUAUAUUCGUAUGGAAUGGUUAUGCAUUACAUUAAGUGGACAAAACAUGGGGAAGAAGAGUCUGAUGAUGAAUUGGAAAAUGAUGACAUAAUAGAAGAGGACAAUGGAGAGGAUGUUGAGGAAGAUGUUGAUGAUGUAGUUGAAAUGAUACAAGAAUAUCAGGCUGGUGCUUUUGCUAAUGAAGGGGUGUCUCAAGAGCAUUCUCAUGGUAGAGAAGAAAGUAAGUUUAGUCGAUUGAUGGGGGAUGCAGAGCAAGAGUUGUAUCCUGGUUGUCGAAAGUUCACCAAAUUAUCAUUUAUUGUGAAGUUGCUUCACUUAAAGAUAAUGAACUCUUGUAGCAACAAGUUCUUUACAAUGUUGCUUGAGUUAUUAAAAGAGGCAUUUCCUGAUGGUAACACCCUGCCUAUUUCUUAUUACGCAUCUAAGAAGAUUAUCCGAGACUUGGGUCUUCAUUAUGAUAAGAUCCAUGUAUGUAAAAAUGAUUGUGUUCUUUUCUGGGACGAGUAUGCAGACAAUCAGGAAUGUCCAAAAUGUCAUGAACCUAGGUAUGCACCUAACAAUGGCAAGAAGACAAAGACUCCCCAAAAGGUCCUGAGACACUUUCCAUUAAUUCCAAGGUUACAGAGACUGUUUAUAUCAAAAAAAACAGCUCUUGAUAUGAGAUGGCAUAAGGAUGGACGAAUUAAUGAUGGGGACUUGAGACAUCCUGCAGAUUCUGAAGUUUGGAAGGAUUUUGACUCAAAGCACGAGUCAUUUUCUAUGGAUCCUCGCAAUGUUAGACUGGGUUUAUCAACUGAUGGCUUCAAUCCAUAUGGGAAUAUGAGCAGCUCUUAUAGCAUAUGGCCCGUCUUUCUUGUCCCUUACAAUCCACCACCAUGGAAAUGCAUGAAGGAUCCAUUUUUCAUGAUGUCUUUGCUCAUAUCUGGACCAAAGUCUCCAGGGAAUGACAUUGAUGUGUUUCUUCAACCAUUAAUCAAGGAAUUAAAAGAAUUAUGGGAUGUUGGUGUUUCCUCAUAUGAUGCUGAAUCUGGACAGAACUUUUGUCUUCGUGCAGCAUUAUUAUGGACAAUGAACGACUUUCCAGCGUAUGGGAAUUUGUCUGGAUGGAGUACCAAAGGAAAAUUGGCGUGUCCUACGUGCAAUGAUCAGACACCUCAUCUGUGGUUGAAAAAUUGGCAGAAAACAAUCUACUUUGAUCAUCGACGAUGGUUGCCGCGAAAUCAUGUGUUUCGAAGAAAUUUGGCAUUCAAUGGUAAAGUAGAGAGGAAACUAAAGCCUCAUUUGUUAUCUGGAGAUGAUGUAGUUCAACAAUUGGCUAAUGUUUCGCAACCAUGCUUUGGUAAGAACAGAAAACAUGUUGGUAAUUAUUUGAAUUGGACAAAACAUAGUAUUUUCUUUGAGCUACCAUAUUGGCACACUCUUAAGUUGCGUCAUAAUCUUGAUGUAAUGCACAUAGAAAAAAAUGUGUGUGAUAAUCUUCUUGGGACAUUGAUGGACACUGAGGGCAAGACAAAAGAUUCGUAUAAGACUCGUCUUGAUAUGGAAGAAUUAGGCAUCAAACUUGAGUUACACCCUCGAGUUGUUGAUGGUCAAAUUAAGCUACCAGCGGCAUAUUACACUUUCAAUUCAAAAGAGAAAAAAGGUGCAUGUGGGUUCCUCCAUUCGGUGACACUUCCAGAUGGUAUGGCAUCUAAUAUCUCUAGUUGUGUAAACAUUAAAGAUUCAAGGAUUUUCGGGUUAAAGAGUCAUGAUUGUCAUAUUAUCUUCCAACGACUUCUUCCUAUUGCGUUGCGUGGAUACUUGUCUAAGGAUGUUCGUGAUGUCAUCAUUGAGUUAUGUUUGUUCUUCAAGAAGUUGACUUCUAAAACUUUGAGGAUUGACGUCCUAGAGCAGCUUGAUAAAGAUAUUGUGUUAAUCCUAUGCAAGCUAGAGCUUUAUCUUCCACCUUCAUUCUUUAAUAUUAUGACCCACUUGCCAAUUCACCUAGCCCGUGAAGCUAUACUUGCUGGACCGGUCCAAUUUCGAUGGCAAUUCCCAUUUGAGAGGAAGAUGCAUAAUUUUAAGGGCUAUGUUAGAAACAAAGCUCGUCCAGAGGGUUCAAUAGCAGAAGGGUACUGCGAUAGUGAAUGCCUUACGUUCUGCUCUAUGUAUUUUCAUGGUAUUGAAACAAAGUUUAACCAAGCAGACCGAAAUUUUGAUGGAAGCACUGAAAGAAUGGAGUCAGGCAUAUCUGUUUUCACACAAAAUGUUAGGCUGUUUACGAAAGGAGUUGAUGAUGUGCUUAGUCGGACAGACUUUGAAAUGAUUAAGUGGGAACAUAAAGAGGAGCUAGAGAGGCAAAAUAUUAGAAAUAUAAGCAAGGAGCAAGAAAAAACAUUUGCCAAAUGGUUUCUCCGACGGGUCCAACGGAUGCACCGAGAAGAACCAAACAAAAAUAUUGAAUCCUUAUUAAACUUGGCUACUGGACCCCAGAAGUCAAUUGCUAGACAUAGUGGCUGUAUUAUUAAUGGAAUAAGGUUCCACACUCGAGAUCGUGAUGCAAACAAAAAAACCCAAAAUAGCGGGGUGGUUGUUAAAGGAGAGCAUCGUGGUAAGAGUAUCGAUUUCUAUGGCGUUUUGAUAGACAUUAUUGAGCUAUCAUAUCUUGGAAGAAAUCAAGUUGUUGUUUUCAAGUGCGAUUGGUUCGAUCUCACUCAAAACAGGGGUAUCCAAGUUGAUGAACAUCAAUUCACUAGUAUCAAUAUCAGUAAAACAUGGUACACAAAUUAUCCAUUUUCUUUGGCAUCUCAGAUCCAACAAGUGUACUAUUUACGAGAUACUCGGCUUGGUAAUAAUUGGCGUGUCGUAGAGAGGUCACAACCUCGAGGGAAUUAUGAUGUUGUAGAAAAAGAAGCAGAAGAAAAUGAGUUAUGUGAUUCAGCAGUGCUGGCAGAGGAUCCCUAUCAACAAGAGUCGCAUGAUUUUGUCAAUCCUAUUGAGGUUAAUGAUGGCAACGUGUCAUUAAGUAGGGAUGACAUGGAAAUGAUUGUUGUGGAUUUGACUACCAAAAGACAACGAAGAGAAAAUGAUAGCUUCAUUAAUGAUGAUAGUGACGCUGAAGAUGCUAGCUCUAGUGAUGACAAUGUUGAGGGUGAAUAUGUGUCAUCUGAGGAUGAUAUCCAUGAGGAUUUUGGUAUUAUUACAGACAUUAUGUGGAAGGUUCUUGAGACCACAAGGUCCGAAAAUGGCUUCCAGUAUUUUACUAACUUAAGUGCCACAACUGUUGGAUAUUAA
Messenger RNA from Rosa rugosa (rugosa rose), 3456 nucleotides. RefSeq lists its product as uncharacterized. Lineage: Eukaryota; Viridiplantae; Streptophyta; Magnoliopsida; Rosales; Rosaceae. The transcript has 6 exons. Bases 1 to 3456 code for a protein of 1151 amino acids. The record is from RefSeq and is a predicted model, not a curated record.